This is a messenger RNA of Aspergillus homomorphus CBS 101889, 841 nucleotides long. Its product is annotated as dynactin subunit 5. The transcript has 2 exons. Bases 188 to 841 code for a protein of 217 amino acids. The record is from RefSeq and is a predicted model, not a curated record. NCBI's taxonomy places the organism in Eukaryota, Fungi, Ascomycota, Eurotiomycetes, Eurotiales, Aspergillaceae.
AGGUAGAUUUUAUAGCUGGGUAGAAGCUUGCUCACCGCUCGGCCCCGCCGCGCAUUAUGUUCUGUCACCGCCCAAGCCCAUCUGCCGCGCAUCGCAUCGCAUCGCAUCGCUUCUACCCAGCAGCUUCUCUCUACCUAAACCAUCACCUUCCCACCCAUCCACGUCUAAAUCAAGAAACAAGCGAACCAUGCCUCCCAAAGCGCCCAAAGGCGAAUACAUCGAGACAGACACAGGCAACAAAAUCUCACGCCGCAGCCUCAUUCAUGGCACGCAACAUAUAAUCCUAGGCGGCAAGACGGUGAUCCAAUCCGACGCGGUAAUCCGCGGCGACCUGUACCGCUCCUCCUCCUCCUCCUCCUCCACAACAACAACAACAACAACAACGUCAGGCCAAGGCCACAAGCCAACCUCCUCGACGUCCUCCACCACUGCCAACAACAACAAUAACCCAUCCGUGGCCAUCACAAUCGGCCGGUACAGCUACAUCUCACGACAGGCGAUCCUGCGCCCGCCGUCGCGGCUGCACCGCGGCGUGUACUCGUUCUACCCGCUUAAGAUCGGCGACCACGUGUUCGUGGGCGAGCGCGCCGUCGUCGAGGCCGCCUCCGUCGGUAACCACGUGCAUAUCGGUCGGGAUGCCGUCGUCGGGUCCAUGGCUAUCUUGAAGGAUAAUGCCUAUGUCCUUGACGGGGCGGUCGUUGCCCCGGGGAUGGUUGUGCCGAGUUGGUGUGUGGUUGGGGGUGCGCCUGCCCGGAUUGUUGGGGAGGUGGGCGAGGGGUAUGGGGUUGAGGGUGGGGAGGGCGGGUUAGCGAGGGAGAGAUAUCGGGUUGUUGGGCGGUGA